Fraxinus pennsylvanica is the source of this 525-nucleotide messenger RNA. Lineage: Eukaryota; Viridiplantae; Streptophyta; Magnoliopsida; Lamiales; Oleaceae. The record is from the annotation of a GenBank genome assembly.
AUGGGACGAGGUAUAGGGGUACACGUGCAGAUUUACAUGACUCAUCGUGUUAUGCAUUGGGUUGAGUAUGAUGUUUUGAGGAACAGAAUUUGGCCUCUACAUACUGAGGCAGAUACUUGGUGUUCUACGAGUUCGUUCAUGGGCAAUGGAACGUUGAUUCGAACCAGUUGUUUUGGACAUGGUUCACAAAGAAUAAGGAGCUAUCCAAGUACAGGUUCAUCAGUCAUUCUCCCUUUAAGCCAUACUGAUCGCUUCGAAAGGGUUGAAGUCAUGAUAUGUGGAGGGGCGUCUUCUGACGCAUAUUCAGCAGCCCAACACGGCAGAUUCUUACCAGGAUUGACAUCUUGCGGGAGAAUGGAAAUCACAGGUGCAGAAACUUGGUUAGGGGCUGAAAAGGGGUUGAUAAAUGCACAUUUGGAAGCUCUUCUUAAUCCAAAUGUGGCACCUGCUGGUUAUUAUAUGCUUACAGUUGUUAAUUAUGGAAUUCCUAGUGUUUCACAGUGGGUUAGAUUCAUACAUGCUUGA